AUGUUGAACCUAGAUGAGUAAGUAUAUUGUAUGAUGCACUAAUGAGUUAGCAUGUAGACUAACACGAAAAAGGACUAUCGAGGCGAUCAAAUUAUGCAAACAUAUACCAGAGUCAGAUGUUGAAGAAAUCUGCUCCAAGGCUAUUGAGUUAUUAAUCGAAGAGGCUAAUAUUCAGCAUGUUGACACACCGGUAACUAUAUGCGGGGAUAUACAUGGGCAGUUGCAUGAUUUAAUUACGUUAUUCAAGACUGGUGGAGAAUGCCCGCAGACGCAGUACUUGUUCUUGGGAGAUUUUGUAGAUAGAGGGUUCUAUUCGUUAGAGAGUUUUUUAUUAUUAUUGGCAUUGAAAGUGAGAUAUCCCGAUAAGAUAACGUUGAUUCGAGGGAACCACGAAUCGAGACAGAUAACCACCGUGUAUGGAUUCUAUGAUGAAUGUGUUCGCAAGUAUGGUUCUGUGAAUGUGUGGCGAUACUGUUGCGAAGUGUUUGAUUAUCUCUCUCUAGGAGCAAUCGUAGGAGGCAAAGGAGGUGUAUUUAGUAUCCACGGUGGGUUGAGUCCUGAUAUAGAUACAAUUGACCAGAUAAGGGUACUCGAUAGAAAACAAGAGGUACCUCAUGA
This is a messenger RNA of Debaryomyces tyrocola, 618 nucleotides long. Lineage: Eukaryota; Fungi; Ascomycota; Pichiomycetes; Serinales; Debaryomycetaceae. The record is from the annotation of a GenBank genome assembly.